Molecule: messenger RNA, 600 nt
Organism: Histoplasma capsulatum G186AR
Lineage: Eukaryota; Fungi; Ascomycota; Eurotiomycetes; Onygenales; Ajellomycetaceae
Exons: 1
Coding region: 1-600 (199 amino acids)
Source: RefSeq, a predicted model, not a curated record
AUGGCUAAAGAGAAGCCAUCAGCGCAUAGAGUACAGACCGUCAAGACAGGGAACAAAGACAUAUUUAUGAGCAUUAAGCCCGAGCACAUUGACAACAUCGCGACACGCGCCAAAAAUCACGAGUACCGCCGUUACCUCCUCCCUUCCAGCGUUCGUCACAUUUGGUUCUACACCACCCGCCCCGUCUCACGCAUUGAGUACGUCGCGCAUAUCUCCCGCGGCAAGGUCCCUGGUGAGGUUCCGGAAGAUGGCGGUAUUGGCAAUGCAGACUUCAAUGCAGGCAAAAAGGUCUCGAAAUACGCCUACGAAAUCCUUGAUCUGUGGAGGCUGAAGCAACCCAUCAGUCUAAAGCUAGCUAUCUCAACGGGGCUUCUAAAGGGUCCCCCGCAGAAGUAUUGCUGGGUGCCACUCUCUCUCCUGGAUAACUGUCCAAUGGACGCGCAGGAUCAUAUAAUCGCCAGGGCGCCGCAAGAACUGUCCGUGGAGAAGGCGAUGAAGGGCUCUAGUCCCCCGGAGCAACCCAAAGAAACACGUGGCUCUACUGAACGGGGGAAAAUUACCGGGUUCUUCAGUUAUUCGGGUGCGAAGAGUCCGGCCUAG